AUGGCUACAGGUGGAAAUAUUGAUCCACAACAGUUUACACGUGUAUCAGAUAUUGUCAAAGAACCACAAAAGAUGCUCAUGCCAAUUGAAGGGUACGAAGAAAUGCCGAUAGUAUCAUUGGAGGAAGCUGUUGCACCACUUGUUUCGAUUUUACCUAAAGUUCAAAAUUAUGCUUAUGUGGCGAAAGAACGAUGUGAAUCUGUACCUUCGGAUGAUUUAACACAGGACGAAUCAGCUUCUAUCAUGCUUUACUCCAUGGAAUGGGAACCACAUGACAAAUGUUUAUAUUUUGCCCUCAAUGCAGCUCUUCGCACUGAAGAUAGGCGAAAAUUAAAACCGUGGUUCUUGUAUUUGAAACUUAUUCUUACGGCACUCGAAAAAUUACCAUCCACACGAUGCCAUGUCUUUCGUGGAGUGAAUUUAGAUCUAUCUAAUCAAUAUGCUAAAGGAAAAAAAUUUGUCUGGUGGGGAUUUUCUUCAUGUACAACAUCGAUAGAAGUACUCGAAAACGAACAAUUUUUAGACAAAACUGGUGAAAGAACACUGUUUACUAUCGAAUGUGAUAGUGGCAAAGAUAUCAGUCGUCAUUCGUAUUUUCAAUCGGAAGAAGAAGUUCUUCUUCUGGCUGCUCGACAAUUUAUUGUAGUAGGCUGUCUUCGACCAGCACCAGGUCUUCAUAUGAUUCAACUAAAAGAAACAAAGCCUCCAAUUACUCUUUUACAACCAGUUACAAAUCAAGCUAUAGAAAUUGAACCAUCGCCGAAUCUUGGUCUACUAAAUCAAUCUACAACUAGUACUGCAACUAUAUCAAAAAAUCCAAUAACAACAAAUCAAAUAUCAACUCAAUCUGCAAUAAAACAAAGUAUGUUUCAUUAA
Messenger RNA from Adineta steineri, 876 nucleotides. NCBI's taxonomy places the organism in Eukaryota, Metazoa, Rotifera, Eurotatoria, Adinetida, Adinetidae. The record is from the annotation of a GenBank genome assembly.